AUGGGAACGUGCGGACAACGGCCGCUCUUAGACAGCAUCUUGGGCUCCCGGAUCGUAGGGGGACAGAACGCUCCGAUCGGAGCGUGGCCAUGGUCAGUCAGUCUCCAGGUCCACCAAACUGGUAAACAGUUCGCACACAUUUGUGGUGGAGUUUUAGUUAAUGAGAAUUCAGUACUCACCGCUGCCCACUGCGUUACCGGAAGGAAGGACCCGCAUUCCUGGAGAGCUGUUCUGGGCAUGCACAACCUGUGGGAACACGGCAAACACAUCGAAAAAAGAAAUAUCGCAAGCAUCACCGUGCACCCAGAAUUCAAGAAAGAAACGUUUGAGAACGACCUUGCAUUAUUUGAACUCCACCCCGCAGUCCGCUACAGCGACUACAUCCAGCCGAUCUGCUUACCUCCCGCCCAGCUGCACCCACCCCUCGACAACCACACGGAAUGCUUGAUCAGCGGCUGGGGACGAACAGCAGAAAAAGGUAAAAUUUCGGCUGUGUUAAAAGAAGCACAAGUGGAAAUCAUUCCUACCAGAGUCUGCAACAGUUCGGCUGCGUACGGAGGUCUGGUUACCCCCAACAUGAUCUGUGCUGGCUCUUGGUCAGGAGGCAUCGACACCUGUCAGGGGGACAGCGGCGGCCCUCUAGCGUGCUAUCACCUGAGUACCAACAGGUACUACCUCCUAGGGAUUGCCAGCUUCGGAUUCGGCUGUGCCCGACCAAAGUUUCCGGGGAUCUACGUCCGUUUAUCUCCGUACAGACGAUGGAUAGAAUCUGAACUUCUGCUGAGUAAGGCGGCCGCGGGGCCCAGGAGCGUGACCCUGACCAUCCCUCUGACCGUGCUGUGUGCAGUACUUGCGCAGGCGUUCUGA
This is a messenger RNA of Opisthocomus hoazin, 867 nucleotides long. NCBI's taxonomy places the organism in Eukaryota, Metazoa, Chordata, Aves, Opisthocomiformes, Opisthocomidae. The record is from RefSeq and is a predicted model, not a curated record.